CCAGCGUCCUCAGGGCCCGGCGGGGGGUACGAGCAUGCGCACAACUACAUGAACUACAGGGCCUACAAACAUGCGACUUGAGCUAGGUCUAAGAAAGAUUAAAUAACACAGAUAACCUAACCCAUCGACAUGGCCGAUCAGCAGCCAAGCGGUCGUGCCCGCGGGCGUUCUCGCGGCCGAGGACGCGCCUCGUCGGGACAGCAACCGGCCCAGACCAGACGCCCAGGCGAGACGGCACCUGCCCCUCCCCGUAUGCCCCCUGCCGAGCCGGACCCCCUGCCCACCCCGGGAAGAGGCCGUUCUCGUGGUGGCUCAUCUCAGGUCCCGGGAUCAGGAGCUCCAGUCCCAGCUGAGCCGAGAGCGCCCCCUACCUCCCAGAUGGCAGCACUGAGCAUGAGUGCGGCCGGUGAGGGAGGCGCGGGGGGCAUCAGCGGCCGCAGCAGACAAGCCCAGCUCAGCUACGCAGAGCCCAAGACAAGACCGGAGCACAUCAAAGAUAAGAGGGGCACAGCUGGAAACAAGAUCAACAUCAUGACCAACUGUUUCAAACUGAAGGCCGACGAGCGAUGGCUGUUGUACCAGUACCACGUGGACUUCAGUCCCAUGGUGGACAGCCCCCGAGCCAGGCAGGGCCUGCUGCGCUUCCACACCGAGGCUCUGGGCAGCCCCAUGGCGUUUGACGGCAUGAUCCUGUUUCUGCUCAGACGACUUGACCAGCCGGUGACCAAGUUUGAAACCAAACGUCGCGACACGGAUGCCAUAGUGACCAUCACCAUCACUCUGACCAAUGAGCUGGCUCCUACCUCCCCUACCUGCAUCCAGGUCUACAACAUCAUCUUCCGCAAAAUCUUAGGAUUUGUGGGCAUGCAGCAGAUCGGACGUCACUACUUCAACCCCAACGACCCAACAGUUGUCCCGCAGCACAACUUGCAGCUAUGGCCCGGCUUCAUCACCUCCAUCCUGCAGUAUGAGGAGGAGGUCAUGCUGAUGGCCGACGUCUCACACAAGAUCCUGCGCACCGACACCGUCCUGGACAUCCUGGCCAACCUCUUUGCUGCCAAAAAGAACCGCUUCCAGGAUGAGGCUACCCGCAUGCUGGUCGGGGAGAUCGUCCUCACAAGCUACAACAACAAGACCUAUCGCGUGGACGACAUCGAGUGGGAGAAGAAUCCCAUGCACACCUUCGCCAAGUACGACGGUAGCCAGAUCACCUAUGCCCAGUAUUACAAAGAGGCGUACGGACGGGAUAUCACGGACAUGGAACAGCCACUGCUGAUCAGUCGCCCAAAGAAGAAGGAUGAGCGUCGGGGAAUGACGGGGCCCAUCCACCUCAUUCCUGAGCUGUGCAUGCUGACCGGUCUGAGCGACGACGUCCGUGCCGAUUUCCACGUCAUGAAGGACAUCGCCCAGCACACGCGCAUCUCGCCCGACCAGCGCGUCCGCACGCUCACUACCUUUAUCAACAGCUUUCCUAGGAACAAGGAAGCCCAGGAUUAUUUGAACAAGUGGCAGGUGUCCUUUGUUCCCGAGCCUGUCAAGAUUGAAGCCCGAGUCAUCAAGGCACAGGACAUUUUCCAGAAAAAUGCAAAAGUCACCUACAAGCCAGCCGACGCGGAAUGGAGCCGCGAGAUACGUGGCAACAAGCUACUCAACACCGUGGACCUGGAAGACUGGUUCAUGAUGUUCACGUCCCGCGAUCAACCUAAAGCCAUUGACUUCCUUCAAUCGCUGACUCGAGUUGGGCCUGGGAUGGGGAUGCGUGUACAAGAACCAAAAAUGCAUCAGCUGAGAGAUGACAGAGCAGAAAGCUUUGUGAACUGUAUCAAACAAAACCUGACCAAAUCAACACAGAUGUUGGUAUGCAUCUUGCCCACCAAUCGUAAGGAUCGCUACGACGCCAUCAAGAAGUACUGCUGCCUGGAGGCUCCCGUGCCCAGCCAGUGCAUCCUGGCCCGUACCCUCAACAAGAAGCAGACCAUCAUGUCGGUGGCCACCAAGAUUGCCAUGCAGAUCAACUGCAAGAUGGGUGGCGAGCUGUGGGCGGUGGACAUUCCGCCCAAGAAAAUGAUGGUCAUCGGGAUUGACUCCUACCAUGACUCCUCCACUAGAGGGCGCUCUGUCGGUGGAUUUGUAGCAACACUGAACGAUAACCUCACCAGAUACUACUCCCGCUGCACAUUCCAACACACGGGUCAGGAGCUGAUCGACGGUCUGAAGGUGUGCAUGCAGGCUGCCCUCCGCAAGUACGCAGAGAUCAACAAGACCCUGCCAGACCGGGUCAUCAUCUACCGUGACGGCGUGGGAGACGGCCAGCUGCCUGCCGUGGUGGAGCACGAACUGCCUCAGAUCAUUGACACCUUCAAGACGCUGGGCACCAACUGGAAUCCCAAAUGCGCGGUGAUCGUUGUCAAGAAACGCAUCAACAAUCGUUUCUUCUCCGUCAACGGAGGCAAGCUGAACAACCCCCCACCAGGCACCGUCAUCGACUCGGUCGUCACCAAGCCAGACUUGUAUGAUUUCUUCUUGGUCAGCCAGUCUGUCCGUCAGGGUACAGUCACCCCGACCAGCUACAAUGUCAUCUGGGACACGUCUGGUCUGGCACCUAACCACAUCCAACUACUCACCUACAAAAUGACCCAUCUGUACUUCAACUGGCCGGGUACCAUCCGCGUACCAGCGCCCUGCCUGUACGCCCACAAGCUCUCCUUCUUGGUGGGCCAGAGUCUACACAAGCCGCCCAGCCUGGACCUAGCAGACAGGCUCUUCUUCUUGUAGGCUGCUCAAGUCAAGCGUUCCACAGUACUAAGUGAGUUGAGGAUGUCAACAUUCGUGACUAAACACUUUGAAGCGACCAUAUGUGCCAAAGAGGCUGUGCCCAGCAGAUUUGAUGAAAGUUUUGUUGAAGUACGUCUCCUUAGGUUCAUCCAAAGACAUAGAUGAACCGUGCACGAAACAAAAGGUGCUAUUGUUUACCCUUAAGUUGUGGUUGUUGUUUUUUUAAAUUGCCUUAGUUGAAGUAUGAAGAAAAGAAAACAAGCUGUGUUAGGGAAAGGAGACAAAGCAGAGGUGAUGUGAUUUUGGCUGAUUAUUUUGUUGGCUCAGUAAUUUGGAGGAUUCACAGGAUCAGAUGCAUCCUUGUGUAGUUUGGCCUUGAGCGUUGUCACAGAUUACAUUUGUUGAGAAAGUGAACUCAUAUCCGCAAUGAUUUUUCAGGGUGCUUAGUUCUAUUUGGAUAAUUUGAAAAUGAUUUUGAUGAUAUACAAAUGUUAAAUCUAGCCUCAACUUCCUAAAAUUGCAACUUGUGUCGGGCUGAGCCUGGAAUGAAGGGUUUGCAGAGAAGAAGCCCAAAGUUAACUUGUGCUUAUUCACAAAUCUUUGUUUGAUUAAAGUGCUGCAUUUUAAUGACAAAACAACUCCAGGUCAUACUUAACUUUUUCGUUAUGCGAUCAAAAUGGCGCAGAACCCAGCAAGGGGUUUAAUUUUAAAGCUCCUUCUCCUUAUUUUUUGUCGAGUAUCGUUUAGUGAUUGAAGAGUUUGUCAUGACAGGUUCUGUUUAUCUCCAGAUUUUGCUCUGCGAAGCGCACAGAAAAGAGCUCGUUUAGUUGCUUCUGCCUUAAAGUAAAAGGUCAUAUACUUGCUUUUAGUUACAUUUGACCGGAGAAACGUGUAUUGGCUGUGUUUUUUUUUCUAAACCUGUUAACACGAUGACACAGAUGCCCAUAUUUACUGUUGAAAUGGUGAAUAAG
Messenger RNA from Patiria miniata (bat star), 3746 nucleotides. Its product is annotated as piwi-like protein 1. Bases 130 to 2775 code for a protein of 881 amino acids. Lineage: Eukaryota; Metazoa; Echinodermata; Asteroidea; Valvatida; Asterinidae. The transcript has 19 exons. Gene Ontology annotation, cellular component: P granule. The record is from RefSeq and is a predicted model, not a curated record. Gene Ontology annotation, molecular function: piRNA binding; protein binding. Gene Ontology annotation, biological process: regulatory ncRNA-mediated gene silencing.